Molecule: messenger RNA, 733 nt
Organism: Vitis riparia (riverbank grape)
Lineage: Eukaryota; Viridiplantae; Streptophyta; Magnoliopsida; Vitales; Vitaceae
Product: chaperone protein DnaJ
Exons: 5
Coding region: 77-562 (161 amino acids)
Source: RefSeq, a predicted model, not a curated record
UUUCCUCUCUCUCUAACCUUAAAAGCUCCACGUCCGAGUCCCUCGGUCUUGGCCGACCUGUUCCGACCCGGAAAAUAUGGAUCCCGAAGGUGGAUCCGCCGGAUCUUGUUACUACUCCGUUCUCGGAAUUCGCAGAGACGCCUCCUCCUCCGAUAUUCGCACCGCAUAUCGGAAACUCGCUCUGAAGUGGCACCCGGACCGGUGGGCGAAGAAUCAGGCGCUGGCCGGCGAGGCGAAGCGGCGGUUCCAGCAAAUCCAGGAGGCUUACUCAGUUCUGUCUGAUGCGAGCAAGAAGUCAAUGUACGACGCUGGAUUCUACGAUCCGAUGGAGGAAGAUCAGGAUUUCUGUGAUUUCAUGCAAGAGAUGAUAUCCAUGAUGAACAAUGUGGGAGACGAGCCGGACAGUGUCGAGGACCUGCAGAAGAUGUUCGUGGACAUGGUCUCCGGAGACGCGUUUAAUUUUGAUUUCAACGUCAACGCAAAUGCUCCGUUUGCUCCCAAAAAGUCACCGGUAGCUGGAUCCAACGCUGGCGCAGCAAGGCGCAGCAACUCUCGUCGCUAGUGCAGCCUCCAAAUGCUUUCUUGCUUGGGGAUUUCAUGGGAAUGUUGUGUUUAUUGGUGUCAGUUUAGGCAAUUUGGCUCAGUUUUUUUUUUUUUUCCCUGAUUUUUUAAAAAGUUAUGGAGGCUGAAAAUUGAUACAAGUCGAAUAAAAGCGCUCUUGAUCUUUUAUUUA